UGCAAGUGAGUAAAAUCUGUUUUUAUUAGAGCGUGUUUUUUCUCUCAACUUUUCUUCUUCUUCUUCUUCUCAAUAAUAAAGCAAAAAAACCUGUUUUCGGAACAGUGCGAGACCGUACGUGCAUCAAUUCGGAUUCUGGUUGUGGAUUGUUUUCACUUUGUAACCAUACAAAUUUAUGUCGUUUUCCUGUUUGUUGACACUCAGAUUCUCUCUCACUGCUCCUCCAUCAAGUGGGUCAUGUCAAAGUUAAUCUUUUCUUCCGCUUUCAUUCUGUUUCCCCUGUUUUUGUCUUCCUUAAUCUCUUUAGUAAGUUUCCUUCGAAAUUUCGGUUUUUGGAGGGACAUAGGACUUGCGCUGUGAUUUUCAGGUCAAUGGGUCAAAUGGGUUUCUUCCAAGUUCCUUUAUUUCCCUGAAUUCUCGUUUUCUUCUUCUUCGGUCUGUCUCAGAAAACGUACCAGAGAGAGCAUAAAGAGAGUGUUGUUAUUGUUGAUGGAUACUAAGAAGUCAACCAAGGAUACUAAUGGUUGCGUCAACAAGCCUAUGGCUCUGACUAUGACUCUGACUGUGGCUUCUUUAGAGGGUAGAAAGGUUGAAGAUCGCAAUAAAGAAGAUGAUAGUGAUUCCAAUUCUUUGUUGCCACUGAGAAAAGGAGGAAUUUCACGGAAAUCGGAUAAGACUUAUAGGAAAAGGAAAGUGCAGUGGAACGAUAGGAUAGGAAACAAGCUUGUUGAGGUUUUGGAAUAUGAGCCAAGUGAUGUUAGUGACUCAGAGGAUGAGGAUGACGGUGGGGAUCCUUGUAUCUGUUCAAUAAUGUAGAGAUCAUCUUGAUAAGCCAUGUCAAACUUUCUGCUGGACUAAUCCUUGGGGGCUGUGCAACCUGAGUUUGAAGUAAAUUUAAUGACUUGGAACUAACUCUCCAAUAACCAAGAUAAGCAAGCAGCUCCUUGUGUUGGCCAAUAUUUGGAUCCAGUUUAUCUUACUGGAUUUUUUGACAUGAUUUCUUAGGUGGACUUUUGUGAGUUCUCUGGCAGAUCAAAGAACACACAUUGCUUCCAACAAUAUGAUUUGGAAAGUAUUGAUAGUAACACAACUUCCUUGUAGAUUAAGUAAAUAAACAUUUUCAUGCUUAGUCACAGGUACUGUUUCUCUAAGAAUUAUGCCGUAUGCACUCAUUAUAUGGAAUAAAUUUUCAUGAUUCUAGUAUUUAUUCCCGAGUAAUCUGC
This is a messenger RNA of Glycine soja, 1223 nucleotides long. RefSeq lists its product as uncharacterized. NCBI's taxonomy places the organism in Eukaryota, Viridiplantae, Streptophyta, Magnoliopsida, Fabales, Fabaceae. The transcript has 2 exons. The coding region runs from base 490 to 816 and encodes 108 amino acids. The record is from RefSeq and is a predicted model, not a curated record.